AUCUGGUGCAGGUUUAUAGAUUAAAACCUGAGAUGGAAAAUCAGCUCUAUUGUUGGUAAAAGAAACGUUGUCAAAUCGCUGGGACCAGAUCGACUACACCCGCUGUCGAAUAGGUCACUCCAGGAUGAUGCACAAGUUUUUAAUAUUAGGAGAAGACUCACCAACGUGUACCUUCUACCAGAAUCCAUUAUCCUUGAAACAUAUUUUAUUGGACUGUACUGGUCUUAACCCUGUGAGAAACCUUUUUUAUUCAGUCAGCACUCUGGAAGAAAUUUUUAACAAAAUCAAACCUAACACAAUUUUAAAGAUUUUAGGACAAAUAAGUUUUAAAAACCUUAUAUAGAGUUCCUUACGCAUUUCUCGCCAUGGAAAUAGCCAUAGAAGCUGGCAUGGCGUUUAAAAAGCCAGACAAACAAACCUGAGAUGGCCUACCUCUGUCUUUUCACCACAUACAUGUAUUAUGUAUCAUUUGCAUAUCAACUUCCCUCCAAGUCAUUUGACACCCAAGCUUUAUAGCUGAAUCCAGGCAACCGGCAUGACUUGCAUGCCAGAAGGAAGCAGACACACAUCAGGAGGACACCAAAGACGGAUCAUGACCUUCAUAGCCAAGAUGUUUUAUGACCUGCGUGCUACCACGCUGGAAGGGGACUCUAUCGAUUUUAAUGUCUACCGAGGACGAGUGGUACUUAUCGAGAAUGUUGCAUCGCUAUGAGGCACCACCACCCGGGACUACAGCCAGCUCAACCAGCUCCAGAGCAGGUACCCGCACCGGUUUGUGGUCCUGGCCUUCCCCUGUAAUCAGUUUGGCUACCAGGAAAACUGCAGAAAUGGAGAGAUCCUGAACUCCUUGAAGCACGUACGACCAGGUGGAGGGUUUGAGCCUUUGUUCACCAUUUUUGAGAAGUGCGAUGUGAAUGGGGCUAGCACACAUCCUGUCUUCGCAUACCUGAAAGACAAACUUCCGUACCCCGAUGAUGAUCCAGUCUCUCUUAUUCAGGACCCCAAGUUCUUAGUGUGGAGUCCCAUCAGCAGAACUGAUAUCUCAUGGAAUUUUGAGAAGUUCCUGAUUGGCCCAGAGGGCGAGCCCUUCAAGAGAUACAGCAAAAACUUCGAGACCAUUAACAUCGAACCUGACAUUCAAAGGCUAUUGAGGCUGACCAAAAACUAAUCAAACUAAUCAGUUGCCUCAGAAUGUAUUACAUUUUAUUGUAGAUACCACUGUGCACCCCUCUACCCUUUCUUAUUUUACUUAAUGAAGUUGAUGCUCUAAAGUAACGUAAGGAGUAUUAACUGAGGUGUCGUAAAUAUAAAAAAGACAUGUAGAGGAUGCUAACAGAGAUGUAUUGAAAGGAUUGUUUUAAUAAUAAUAAAACAACAAGAACAC
Molecule: messenger RNA, 1384 nt
Organism: Ictalurus punctatus (channel catfish)
Lineage: Eukaryota; Metazoa; Chordata; Actinopteri; Siluriformes; Ictaluridae
Gene: gpx2
Product: glutathione peroxidase 2
Exons: 2
Biological process (GO): response to oxidative stress
Molecular function (GO): glutathione peroxidase activity
Source: RefSeq, a predicted model, not a curated record